UUUAGUGUUGGUGCUGUCAAACUAAUCGAAGUCAUCCGAAGUGCUUCAAUUAGUCAUAUCGUCAGAUUAGUUAUCACCCAGCUGUCAACAUGUUUGCUCACUUCCUCGUAUUAUUUUCAUAAGUUAAAAGUGGUGCACCUCGUGAUGACCAGCACUAAGUCGCUGAGUUCAGCGGCUGAGGAUUAUUUCCACAAUUUGAAUCCCCUGGCUCGCAGGAUCGCCGAUGACAUUGAGGCGACGAAGGAGGCGUAUGAGGGUCUCUGGAAUACCCUGAGUCUGAAGGAGAAAAAUCAGGCGAUUGAUGAGACCAUUAUCCAGCCGGAAAUCGCACUGCAGUACGCUGUGGGAGUUGGGGACCUGGGGAAGGAUGUGCCAGAGUGGUAUCCCAGACUCAGGAUUCAGACGGGGUUGAGACAUGUUAUCGAUGAAACUGGCUCGACACUUCGAUGGAAAGACGAGCACUCAGGACCCUUCAGUUUCAUGACUCGCUCCCAAAUGGAUCUCUCUCUCUUCGCAGCCCCGGACAAUCGUCGUCUGAAAUCUUCAGGAAACUACAGUGAUGAUUCCCCCCACUUCACAAGUCCCAUUCAACUCGAAGAAAGUAGUUUCGAGAGUUCCCUGAAUGAAUACACAACAUCGUCGAAUCCUACAAGUUUCUACCAGUCAGAGAGCUACACUGACAGCGUCUUCAAAAACUCGGACUCCGGCAGGUCCGCAAGUCAAUCGAACGACAAUAUUUUCACCAAGAUGAUCAAUAAAACCUCAUUCAUGAAAAUGGCUAGUAGUCCUGAUGAUGAAAUGGAGAGCCUGGUGCCACAGCGAGGUGCUGCAAGAGCUGUUACCAAAAGUCUUGGUGGAAACAAAGUUCAGAUGAAUAUCAAUUUAUCAUCUGGAUCUAGACCAAAGUCUGGGGAUGUCACUGAGUCCACUGCCCUCUUGGAGACACCCAGCUCCUACAGUAGCUUCCAGUCUGCCCAGACUAAUCACGACGAUGGAAUCCCAAAGACUGGUUUCGAAUUCUUGGAUAAUUGGUAAAAUUCAUCAGGAACAAUCAGAGGAGCAAUUAAACAAGAGGAAUCAUUUGAAUUUGAUCUUAAUUAAUCACUUUUCUUCCAACUUAUAAUCAUUACCCACAAAUUGAUCUUCAACUUGUAUAAUUGUCUUCUUUCUUCUUUCUUCUGAUCUUUUAAUUUGUUUUUGAAAUGGAGAAUCAGUGGGAGACGUUGGGUAUUCUGUUGAAUAUUGAAUCAUCUUGUUUAAUUUCUUCACUAAUGAGCUCUCCAUUUUAAAUUAAAUCAUUUGAGACAUUAUUCAUGACUCCAAAGAUAUAAUAGACUGAGUAAUAUACGUUAGACAUUGUAUCCAACAGUAGCAUCGACUGAAACAAUACUCGAUAGUCUAUUUUUAAAUUGCGACAUUUAUCCUCAUAUCUAAUACAGAGUACAAAAGUAUUAGAUGAAACACCUUACUCAGACGGAAUGAACCCCAGCCAGUUUUACGAUUCAAUUUUGAUACCCGCAUUUAUACACAAACCAUCUCAGUACUUAAAGUAAGCCAUUUUGUACUCAAUAUUUUAAUCAAUAAAAAUAUCCAGGUA
Messenger RNA from Fopius arisanus, 1597 nucleotides. RefSeq lists its product as uncharacterized. The transcript has 2 exons. NCBI's taxonomy places the organism in Eukaryota, Metazoa, Arthropoda, Insecta, Hymenoptera, Braconidae. The record is from RefSeq and is a predicted model, not a curated record. The coding region runs from base 145 to 1035 and encodes 296 amino acids.